Molecule: messenger RNA, 6684 nt
Organism: Hydractinia symbiolongicarpus
Lineage: Eukaryota; Metazoa; Cnidaria; Hydrozoa; Anthoathecata; Hydractiniidae
Product: leucine-rich repeat-containing protein 9-like
Exons: 41
Coding region: 284-4639 (1451 amino acids)
Molecular function (GO): protein binding
Source: RefSeq, a predicted model, not a curated record
UUUAAAAGUAAGUAUUGCGUCCCCCUACAAUUAGUUUACUUAGAUUAUUCUCCUAAAGUUACAAGCACAAUAAAUGGUAUAUAUACAUAUUUUUAAGAAGCAAUGUACUUAUGUGUGGCAGUUUGUUAUCAAACUUGUUCAUUUUCUUUUUGUCAUUUUUUUGCAUUACUGUUAAGCUAAAUAAAAAAAUAGAAAGCUUCUUAAAGAAUGGUCAAAAUCAUUAAAGGCAAUGUUGUUGAUGGAUGAAGAAAAAAAAUUGGUAUUUUUGUUAGUUUAUUAAAUAAUGGCGUAUUCUGAAACUUCCUGGCUGGAUGAAUUGUUCCACAAUAAUGGUAUUGACAGACAGAAAACUGACGUAAAACAAAUUGAAGAGUUAGAAUUAUUCUCUAGUUCCAUACCCCAGCUACCAUGUAUGGAUGUGUUAUCGAAUCUUACAGUUUUAAGAAUUGUAGGGUGUAAUAUGGAGAAGAUUGAAAAACUUGAUUCACUCGAAAACCUGACAGAAUUAUGGAUUUGUGAAGGAGGUAUUAAGAAAUUGGAAGGUUUUCACAGCAAUUUAGCAUUGAAAAAGCUGUUCUUAUACAACAAUAGCAUUGGAAAAAUUGAGAACAUAUCACAUUUGACAAUGUUAGAAACAUUAUGGUUGAAUAAGAACAAAAUUGAAAUUAUUGAGAACCUCGAUGAAUUAAAACAGCUGAAAGAAUUAAAUUUAAGUGAUAAUAAAAUUUGCAAGAUAGCACAAAACCUUGGAAGCAACAUAUUACUGGAAGAUCUCAAUUUAUCUGGAAAUAAUAUAAGUUCUUUGCAAGAUAUCACUAUUUUGUCUUGCCUACCAAAUCUUGUAUCACUUGGUUUAAAAGACCCCAUGUCAUUACCCAAUCCUGUGGCAUUCCUUUGUAAUUAUCUAACCUAUAUUUUGUAUCACCUUCCAUACUUAAAGAGGCUUGACUCGUUUGAUGUGUCACAAAAGAGCUUAAGAGAUUACGCUGUGUCGACUGUUUCAAAGAAAAAAACGUUUUAUAAGAUGAAAGUGAAGACUCUGGAAAGAUCUUGCACUUCGAUGAAAGUACUGUGUAAAGGAGAAUUGGAAAGUUUACAAAAGGGUCCUGUUAUGAGAUUACAAAGAUUAAUCAACUGCAAGAAAGAGAUUGAACGUGAAAUUGACGAUAUUGAGCAUAAUGUUACUCCGAAACAAAAAGUUGAAAACAGAGAUGGUCCUGUUGAUAAAGAUGGAGAUGAAGAACCAAAUCAAUCUGACGACACAACAUCUCAGUCUUCCCCUAGGGAUUUACUGAUAAGCAAAUUAAAUAAAUUGACAGAAAGAAUUAAGUAUUGGGAAACCAAACAUGAAAAGCUAAAUCUGAGCUUUAAAGAAGUUUGUAAACAAGCUGAAAAAUGGAAAAAAAAUUCAAUCAAUCAUUUACAACUGGAAUUUGCUUUUGGCGGCAACAUUCGGUUUGAAGAAGGAAGCACUGCUGAUUUAUGGUACAAAUCAUGUCAAGAUUUGGUGUUAUCAAGAUUCACCUGUUUUGAAUACAAAGAGCUAAAAGUUACAGGAAUUAAAGUUCACAGCAUAACAAAAAUUCAGAAUAACUUAUCGAAAAUGAAGUUUGAUUUAGCGCUAGACAAUCUUGCUGAUGCAGACCCAGCCUGCAAUAUUUACAAAGACACAAAGGGUCGACGUGUCAUGGAUUAUUUAUUUUUGAAAUUUGAUUCAAAGAUUCCAUUCUCAAAGUCAGAAGUUUUAAAAAUCAUGGAAAAUGGUUUUAACAGCCAGAGGAGUGGGCAUGGAACUGUACAGUUAACUAAUAGUAUAUACAUAAGUGAUAAACAUCGUAUCAAAUAUCGAAUGUUGAAGAAGAAAGAUCUUGAUAAUGUUGACAAAUGCGUGUUUCGAUUUGGCCAGUUGUUGAUUUGCAAAGUUUAUCUUGGGAAAUCAUGUACAUAUAACAAAGACAAAAGAUUUAAUCAAGCAUCUUAUCCAAAUUAUCACUCUGUUUAUCAAAGUAAAAAACAUCCAGUUUCCUCCUGUUCAACCAAACUGAAGAAAGGAAACAGUAGUUCAACAGAGAUGUGUGAAUGUACAGCUCGAAGAUGUACUUGGUUUAUAUUUAAUAGUGAUUAUAUUCAACUGGAAUAUAUUGUAGAUUUUGAAUAUCUAACUACAGUCACACCACCGAUGGUAAAUGUGUUUUCAAACAUAGUUACUGCAUUCAAGGAAGGGUGCAUAUACCAAAAUUUAACUCAAGUUCAUAUGAAACUUGAAUCUGAGCAAGAUUAUAAAGAUGAAGAAAUUUUAAAUAUGGUCCCUGGUAUAUCUACCAGACCAAGAUUAACCAUUCUUACUGAAGAUUUGUUACUUCAACAAUCUGGAAAAGCGAGCUUAAACAAGAUAGUGGAACUAAAUUUACAUGGUAGUGGUCUAUCCAAAGUGAAACUACUCACAAAUUUGGUUUGCUUGAAAAAACUGAUAUUGAGUUUUAAUGAAUUAACUUCAGUCUAUGAUUUUGGAGGAAUUACUUCGUUAGAGUACUUGGAUAUCAGUUUCAAUCAAAUAUGCAGAUUAGAUGGCUUCAAGCAAUUAUCUAAUUUGAUGUACUUGGAUAUCAGUUGGAACAACUUGCAUUACACACGUGAUGAAGUCGGUCUUAUGCGGAAAUACUUACCUGCUUUGAAAAUUCUGCACACUACACACAACCCAUGGAUGAAGGAAGACUCUCUGCGACUUCGAUGUAUAGGUCGAUUGCAUUCUUUAACAACAAUGAAUAAUGUGGAAGUCACUACAGAGGAGACUAAAACUGCUUUUCGCUUGGCGUCUAAUUCAAGAAUUGGUUAUAUAACAGUCCUUGCAAAUUCCCGUACUGAUGAAGAACCGAUUCAGUGUCUGAAUUUAUUGAAAACAACUGAUGUUCUGAUAAAGUAUAGUACAAAUAAACCUGUUAAACUGUCUGAAGAUGAUAAACUAUGGAUUGGAAAGGUCACUUGUUUACGUUUGGAUGGACAUCAUCUGAGCAAAAUCUCAAACCUGGAGAAAUUAGAAAAUUUAAAGUGGGUGUCUUUUAAUAACAAUGAUAUUACAAAAGUUGAGGGACUGGAUGCUUGUAAAAAUCUGAUAGAAUUAUAUUUAAGUGGAAAUUGCAUUUCUAAAAUUGAUGGUAUCAAUCAUCUGUCAAAACUGGAAGUACUUGACAUCAGCAACAAUGUUUUGUCAACAUUAGAUGGACUUCAUUUUGACGAAUUAAGCAAUUUGAAGUAUCUUGCAUUCGAUAACAACUGUAUUCACUCGCUAAACGGAUUACAGAAGUCAACGUCAUUGCUGGAAAUGUAUGCUGGUAAUAAUAAAAUUCAACAGAUCAGAGAAAUAUUUUAUUUGAAGAGCAUUCCUUCUCUGAUGAUUUUGGACAUAUUUGGUAACCCACUGGUUGAAGAAUCGAGAAACUAUAGACUGUUUAUCAUCUACCACUUGCAAAAUCUCAAAGUGUUAGAUGGAACACGUGUGGAUUUCAUAGAAGGAGGGAUAGCUAAAGAUACGUUUGGUGGAAAAUUAUCGACAGAUUUUAUUGCUGAGAAACUUGGUCACUCGAAUUUUUUGGAGCUCUGUGAACUCGACUUGCCCAACUGUAACUUACAAUCGGUGGAGCUAGGCAGCAGUACUUCGUUCAAUAACCUAAGAAGUUUAAAUCUGGAACAAAAUAACUUAACCCAUUUUGGUGGCAUAGUUAACCUGGUUCAUCUAAAAGUUCUCUGUUUAAACCACAACCGCAUUGAGACGAUGGUACCGAAAAAGCCUGAUGUAAGCAGUCCUUUAUAUGCAAGCAAACAAUCUGAGAGUUUGGAGCUACCGCGUGUGUUGGAGAAACUGGAAGUGUUACACUUAGGUUACAAUGAUAUCAAUAAUUUGGCUGCGUUGCAACUUGGUCGACUACCCAGUUUAAAAGCAUUAUUCUUGCAAGGAAAUGAGAUCACAAAGGUGGAGGGAUUACAAGAUUGCAAUGAAUUGAGAGAAUUGGUCCUCGACAAAAACAAAAUUAAAAGUUUCAACGAGAAUUCAUUUCAAGGUCAAUUGAAGCUCACUGAAUUACAUAUCGAAGAAAAUAGAUUACGAGAAUUGUCAUAUUUGGAAUCACUCGUUAGUCUACAACGAUUAUACAUUGGAUUAAACCGAGUUCAAGAUUCCAAGGAACUGGAAAAACUUGAAAGCUUGACAAAACUGUUUGAAUUAUCUGUUAUUGGAAACCCAGUAGCUAAACGUCUAAUGCAUCGUCCAAUGUUAGUCUUCAAACUACCGCACUUGUUGAGUAUUGAUGGUAUUCCAGUCACUAACGAUGAACGUGCAAAAGCGGAACUGUAUUUUAUUGAACAGCAAGGUGGUUUUCAAGCAUUACAAGCAAUGGCAAGUAGCUUUGAAUCAACGUUCCCUGGUUUAGUCACCAAAUCGAAAAGUCCUGUUAAGGUAUCGAAUCUGUCAAACGAAACUUAUUGGAACCCAGUCCCACAUGGUAUGAUAAUGCAACAAGCAGAAUCACAAACAGCACCCCAGCAGCGGUUCAGAAAGAAUGACGUCACGUCGUCGCGAUCAACCAACUUUUCACAUGUGAAUCGCAAAAAUUACGAUUCUAGAAAGUAUCAACCGAGAUAGCAUAGGGCGUAUGUUACGACAAUACCAAAAUAUCGAAAAUGAAAUGGUUAUGGGAUAAAAACGAAUAAAAAACAAGAUAUAUAUGCGAUGUGUAUCAAAUCGUGUGAUAGAUAAUACGGUUUUGCAAAUAACUAAAAAGAAAGUAUAUAAUAUAAUUAAUGUUUUAAAGUUCUAUUUAUACAUAAUAAUAUAUGAAUUUUUUUUACGUUGUAAAAAUAAUUUGUUGCUUAACUGACUACAGUUAACACCCGGUAACUUAAACCUUCAAGGGACCAAAGAAAAUAGUUCGACUUAACGAAUGUGCGAGUUAUCCGAGGUUCGAGUUCACCGGAGUUUUUAGAAAGUAUUGAAAGUUCAAGAGACCCAAGAAAAUGGUUCGAGAUAAUGAAAGUUCGAGUUGCCGGGAGCUAAGUGUAUUUUAAAUAUAUUAGAUUAUAACUAGCAAAUUUAACGUUGAAAUCAGGUUAGUGGAAACAAAGGCCGAAUUUCUACAUCGUGAUACCAACCAACUAAUAACGUCGUUUCUGUCUACCUAAUAGUAUUAAUUAUCGCGGAUAAAAUACAAAUUAAAAUUAGAAUUCAAUUUUGAGGGUAUUUUUCGCUGAUGAUUGUUUUUAAAACGUUUUGCGGGAAUGAUGUAAAAAAAUUAAGUAUUUUUGGAAGAAAACUUUUUCUCGAUAAAACAUUGACAAAAUAAGUUUCAUUCUUUGUCAAGAGUAAUAUUUCGCGGGUACAUAAUUUCAGGAAUUUAGCCAAAAUCCACGAAAGUGCGUAAAUGAAUACCGCGAAAUUUGAUUUAAGGUUCUUGGGUAAGCUACAAAUUUAUAAACGAUUUUAAUUUUUGUAGAAUGCAGCUAGUGCAUUUUCCACAUUUUUCGUUUAACCUGUUAAGGUGAAAAUUUUGCAGUGUACCAGCUGUAGAAUACUAGUGAAGCUUUGUCAUUUCGUAAAUUAAUAGAAUGGCCCUUUUCCACAAAUAUAAAGGGUUGUCUUGAAUACCCGGCAUUAUCCUGGAGAAAGACUUUGUAACUUUAAAAUAUAUGAAUAUUUUUAAAAACCUGCUCCUGUGUGACACUUUAAACCGGAAUUCCGUAAUGUCAUUUUUAAGUCGUUUUACAUUCGCCUUGAUUUUUAUCUUUAGAUAACAACAAAUUCUCAAUCUUUAAACAAGCUUUUCCUGUCAGUGAGUUGCUGUGAGACAUUAUCUGAAAAUCUUGAUAAAAUAUUUUACAGAUGUAUUGCUUCUAUUUAGAUUCCUUACGCAAUGUCAGAUUUCUUAAAAGUGUACUUGAACGGUAUCGUUUUUUUUACGGAUAAUUGUCCAAAGCAAAUAAAAGAUGUCGGUUUGCAGAUCGCCGACAUACAUACACUACGUUCUUGGCAAAGUGGUUUUGAGUGUGCUGUUGUGAAGCUAGAUAAAUGGCAUGAUAAAGUAUUCGAAGAACAACCAAAGUGCAUUUCUGGGGAGGAUAUAAAUACAGCAUAUCUGAUUCAUGUGAGACUAAUGAAUUACCUUUCCAAAAUUCGAGAAGAACUCGAUAGAAGAAGUGAAGUUACGAUAAAUUUAGACGAAUAAAAUUUGAGAGAGUAUCAAUAAGCAGAUUUUAUUAAAUUUUUAUCUAAAAUUCCAUGUAUUUGAAAAUUAGUUAAAAGUACAUAACUGUCAGUUUCACGCUGAACGAUGAUCAAAUGUACAGGAUUUAUAUCUAUAUUUUUUUGCUAAUUUUUAUUGUUUUUUAUUAUUUUUUGUCUUAAAAGCACAAGUGAUACAAAAGAAAAUAUAUCCUGUAAACCUCCUUGGUUAAUUCGAUGUUUUUUUAAAGAAUUGAACUAUCUUCUCUUUAAAACGUCAGAUUGAGGUUUUAGCAAGCACUUUUUCAUUUGUGAAUGACUUUUAUUUUUUUACUAGAUUUUAAUAAUUCUGAAAACCAAAUAUGUAUACAGCAGAAAUGAAAUUUCCAUUUUACUACUUUUAAAUUAACCUGCACAGAAUUAUUUUUCUUUUUUAACGCUGAAAGAAAAUUUGAUAUGUUUCUAUUUUUUUA